This is a messenger RNA of Pungitius pungitius (ninespine stickleback), 957 nucleotides long. RefSeq names its product phospholipid scramblase 1. NCBI's taxonomy places the organism in Eukaryota, Metazoa, Chordata, Actinopteri, Perciformes, Gasterosteidae. Gene Ontology annotation, cellular component: plasma membrane. Gene Ontology annotation, biological process: plasma membrane phospholipid scrambling. The record is from RefSeq and is a predicted model, not a curated record. Gene Ontology annotation, molecular function: phospholipid scramblase activity. The coding region runs from base 167 to 853 and encodes 228 amino acids. The transcript has 7 exons.
UCCACACUGCCCGCCGCUCAUUGGCCCGUGGCAGAACGGAAGUGCCGUGACGUCGACCAAUGGGAUCGCCGCUUCAUUCAGAGUGCCUGUGUUCCACAGUGGCCUGUUAUUGUCGCGAGUAGCGGGUUGAAAUCGUCCGAUCUCCUACCAGGCUGACCAGAGCAACAUGAACAUGUACGCUGUGCCCAACCCCGAACUACCGGCCUGCCCCCCAGGACUGGAAUACCUGACUCAGGUGGAUCAGCUGCUCAUUAAACAGAAAGUGGAGCUCGUCGAAGCCCUCGUCGGCUUCGAGAGCAACAACAAGUACGAGGUGCGCAACACCGUGGGCCAGAACGUCUUCUACGCCGUGGAGGAGAACGACUGCCUGAGCCGACAGUGCUGCGGCCCCAUGCGCUCCUUCAACAUCCACGUCCUGGACAACUACGGCCAGGAGGUCAUCACCGUCACCCGCCCGCUGAAGUGCAUGUCGUGCUGCUUCCCCUGCUGCCUCCAGGAGCUGGAGGUGCAGUCGCCGCCCGGUAACACGGUGGGGUACGUCACGCAACAGUGGCACCCGUUCUCGCCCAAGUUCGUCGUGGCCAACGAGCACCUGGAGCCCGUGCUGAAGAUCCACGGGCCCUUCUGCGGGUGGAGCUGCCUGCCGGACGUUGACUUCGAGAUCCUGACGUUGGAUGAAGAGAGUAAGAUCGGCAAGAUCAGCAAGCAGUGGACCGGGCUUCUCCGGGAGGCGUUCACAGACGCAGACAACUUCGGCAUCCAGUUCCCCAUGGACCUGGAUGUGAAGAUGAAGGCCGUCAUGAUCGGUGCAUGCUUCCUCAUCGAUUUCAUGUUCUUUGAGACCAACAACUAGGAGCCACACGGGGGGGGAAAUCGAUGUGAGCGCACAAACGUUCCCGGAAGAACAAAGGCCACGAAGCCAUGAUGAUCAGUCCCAAGAGCCCGCCCCCCCCCCCC